GCGAAUACACUGCCGAGUUCUGGGGCACCUUCAUACUUGCGUUCUUGGGAAAAAGCGCCGUAGCCACAGCUACUUUGAACGUCAGCAACGCUGCCUCUGGCUGGCUCAUCAUUUCGUUCGGCUUUGGCACCGGCUUUAGCUUUGGGUAUGUACCUGUCGGCAUCGAUUUCCGGUGGGCACCUGAACCCUGCCAUCACCCUGGUCAAUGCACUGUUUGGCAAAGUUCCCUGGCGCAAAGUACCUGGAUACAUGUUCUCACAGCUGCUGGGCGCAUUUGUAGCAACUGCUACCAUGUACGGUGUAUUCAAGUCCCAACUAGAUAUGUUUGAUGGUGGCAAGCGGCGAUUCCAGGGCCCGACUGGUACUAGUGGUAUCUUUGCAACAUACGCACAUCCCGAAGACAGCAAGUUCUUCUCUGCAUUCUCUGAAAUUGUCAACACAGGGCUUCUGGUCGCUGGUAUUUAUGCGGUCUGUGAUGAGCGCGGAACACCAGCCACUGGCUUCAUGCCCAUGGCGGCUGGCGUGGCGAUUUUUGCUGUUGCCUGUUGUGCAGGCUGGGCCAAUGGUAGUUCAAUGAACCCAGCGUGUGAUUUCGGACCACGCAUAUUCUCGACCAUCCUGUACGGAAAAGCGCCGUUCACUGCCGGUGGCCACUAUUUCUGGGUGCCACUGUUCAUGCCGUUUGUUGGUGCAGCCUGCGGCGUGACAUUUUACGAGUUCUUUAUCCUCAACGAGCCGGUCAAGAAGAGGUGGAGCUAGUGAGUGCUUCAUAAUUCUAUCUGUCGAGCACUCAGAUAGCUGUAUCAUGUAAAACACUGUGCUUUUCUGACGACCAAUGAGCCGCGCUUGGUCUCAGGAAGUGCAAUUCCUUAGGGUGCUGUUAUCAGUUGUCAUGUGAGGGGCAUAUCGGCCACCACCUGGCGAGUGUGCAAAGGACUACACACAUCACUUUCUAUUAUUACUUUUCUAUAGAUUUCAAUAUAUAGCGUGCCGACUGGUUACUUAGAUAAAACA
Linderina pennispora is the source of this 1014-nucleotide messenger RNA. RefSeq names its product aquaporin-like protein. The transcript has a single exon. Lineage: Eukaryota; Fungi; Kickxellomycota; Kickxellomycetes; Kickxellales; Kickxellaceae. The record is from RefSeq and is a predicted model, not a curated record. Gene Ontology annotation, molecular function: glycerol channel activity; water channel activity. Gene Ontology annotation, biological process: water transport; glycerol transmembrane transport. Gene Ontology annotation, cellular component: plasma membrane. Bases 148 to 759 code for a protein of 203 amino acids.